Molecule: messenger RNA, 537 nt
Organism: Ilex paraguariensis (yerba mate)
Lineage: Eukaryota; Viridiplantae; Streptophyta; Magnoliopsida; Aquifoliales; Aquifoliaceae
Source: the annotation of a GenBank genome assembly
AUGGAGGUUCCGGUUGGAUUUUUAGCAAAGUUAUGGAGCUUUGUCUCCUUCUUGCCUUUCUUCUUCUUGCUUCUCAUCCCCGGCGUUCUCAAAGGAUUAGUUAUUGGUCCAGUUGUAGUGAGCAUUAUUGUGAUUGGAAACACAACAGUGGUAAUUGGGCUCUGGCCUGCUCAUUUUAUGUGGACUUACUACUCUGUGGCAAAAACCAAAAGGCUUGGAUGGGUUCUGAAGAUUCUGCUAUUAGUGUCGCUGCCGGUGCCUCUGGACCUUUGGCCAAUCAUGACAGUCACAGGAAGCCUCUUGGGUGGGAUAGGGUAUGGAUUCUUUGCUCCCUUGCUUGCAACUUUUGAGGCUGUUGGAGAGAAUGUCACUGACAAGCUUUUCCACUGUUUUGUUGAUGGUUGUCACUCCACAAUUGAGGGAAGCUGCACUGUGGUGCGGGAUUUCACAGAUUUUUGCUUCCACUCGUAUUUCUCCUACAUGGACGAACUGAGUGAGGAAGUACCAGCAGAUGAGAAACCUAUAGACAUCAGGUGA